Lindgomyces ingoldianus is the source of this 1303-nucleotide messenger RNA. Its product is annotated as P-loop containing nucleoside triphosphate hydrolase protein. The transcript has 4 exons. Lineage: Eukaryota; Fungi; Ascomycota; Dothideomycetes; Pleosporales; Lindgomycetaceae. The record is from RefSeq and is a predicted model, not a curated record. Gene Ontology annotation, molecular function: ATP binding; RNA helicase activity; nucleic acid binding. Bases 1 to 906 code for a protein of 301 amino acids.
AUGAACGAAGAAGCGUUGAAAAUGCACGAAGCCAAACGCGUAGUCGUAGUUGAAAAGGGGUUUAAGGCAUUUGCAGAUAUGGGAUUGAAGUCGGAAAUUCUUGAGGGCAUCGAAUCAUUCGGUCUGUCCGAACCCGCAGAGAUCCAGCAAUUGGCCAUUCCUCAUCUCCUGGAACGCAAAUCCCUCCAUAUCCGUCACGUCUCGAAAAGCGGAAAAUCUUUGGCAAUCAUCAUUGCUCUUCUCCAACUCGUCGACCCCACCGGUCCCGACUUUCAAAUCACAGUGCUGCUCAGAACGCGAGAGCAGGUUAGGCAAUUUGCAGACACAAUGAAGAAGAUCGCAUCUUCCAUGUCAGGCAUUCAUAUAUUAGAUCUGCACCCCGGCAAAAUGCGCGAAUUUUUUAAGACCACGGGUCACCAAAUUUUGGUCUGUUCUGUUGGCAGAUUUCAAUAUAUAUUAGAAAUGGAGGGCUUGUUCGAUAGUUGGGAAUUGCAUGCUAUGGGUGUGAAUCUCUCGAAGCUCCGAUGCCUGGUAUUUGACGACAUCGAGUAUCUAGGAAUGGAAUAUAAAGGGCUUGAAGAACUCAUGGGAACGAUUUCGGAGAAACUUCCGACAGACCUUCAAAUUGUGACUGCCUGUGCUUUUGCCCUCCCAGAACUUGAAGAGGCUACGACGAAGCUGAAAAAGCCGCCCAUUUUGAUUGUGUCUGGGAAAUUCAACAGAACAGACAUAUCUCCAAACACAGACCCGCCAAACUCUCCUCCCGCCUUGCAGAUGGGCCACCAACUUCCGGUCUACGUCCUGGCGGAGGAGUUCAAACGAGACCACCUGAUGCAAAGUGACGGCUACCGUUUCGGAGCCGCAUUGGACAGAAAACCUCCACAUGAAGAUGUAGCGGAAUUGUGAUCCCUCACACACUUUCACGAGCUGACGCUACCGUCAUGGAAAGCAAGCCUGCGUCUCGCCUUCAAAAAAAGGUUUCAUGUUGCGAGACAGGCGCCACACAGCGGGGUUAUGGUUUGGCUGUGAUCCACGGAUCGCGCCAAAUGCGGGGUCCAGCGAGGCUCAAGUGGACACGGUGGAAGCGAGGUUUCAAAGGUUUGCUUACCAAAUGGAAAAGAGAUACGGUGUCAGAAGAUAGCGGAAGGGGAAGAUUCGGAUUGCUUGAACGAAUUCAGUGGACGCCUGUUCUUAGUUGAGUAGUGACGCGUCCACGCUGAAGGGUGGGUUUUUUUUUUGUUAUCUACUCUGCCCACCUGUGCAGAACUUGAGUGCUUCCCAUUGGACCUGCAGUCAGAAGUAC